CUUUUUUCUGCAGAGGAAACUUCCUGGAACCACUUAUAUACACACGCAACACUACAUUCUUAAUAAUUACCAUUAUUAAAAGCUUUAACUUUUAAGCCCAUAGAUUUCUUCGCUCACAGAGAGAGACCAACUUUGACACAUCCUACGAUUCUUCCUGGUACCCAGAAAAAAAAAAACCACUAAUGUGACUGAAGUUGACUUGCUCUCUUAGUAAAAGAAUUACUGUAGGAUUUUGAGGUAAUGGGUGGGAUUACUUCGAAGCGGGCAAGUGCUAGACAGGCUUCAUCAAUAGGAUCUAAUUCAUACUCAUGGAGUCAUCAGAAUCAUCCACAGCCACCAUACGCACAACCAAGCCAAGAGUAUUGGCAACAGCAGCAGUUUGCACCUCCACCUCCAACGUAUGGGGGUGGUCAGGCCCCUGAGCCAAGAAGGCGGUUAGAGAGGAAGUAUUCAAAGAUAGAUGAUAAUUAUAUUAGCCUGGAGCAGGUCACUGAGGCAUUGAAACGUGCUGGUCUAGAGUCUUCCAAUCUUAUUGUUGGUAUUGACUUCACAAAGAGCAAUGAGUGGACAGGUUCAAGGUCAUUUAACAGGAGAAGCUUGCAUCAUGUUGGAGAUGAACAAAAUCCUUAUGAGCAGGCAAUAUCUAUUAUUGGAAAAACAUUGUCUUCCUUUGAUGAGGAUAACUUGAUUCCCUGUUUUGGAUUUGGAGAUGCAUCAACACAUGAUCAAGAAGUUUUCAGUUUCUAUCCAGACGAGAGAUUUUGUGAUGGAUUUGAAGAAGUAUUGGCACGAUAUAGAGAAUUGGUCCCUGUUCUACGACUUGCAGGGCCAACAUCAUUUGCUCCUGUCAUUGAAAUGGCCAUCACUAUUGUUGAGCAAAGUGGUGGCCAGUAUCAUGUGUUAUUGAUAAUUGCUGAUGGACAGGUGACAAGAAGUGUUGAUACCGAGCGUGGUGAUCUAAGCCCACAAGAAAAGAAAACUGUUGAUGCAAUUGUGAAAGCAAGUGAGUACCCUUUGUCAAUUGUUUUAGUUGGUGUUGGAGAUGGGCCAUGGGACAUGAUGAGAGAAUUUGAUGAUAACAUCCCUGCUCGUGCCUUUGAUAACUUCCAGUUUGUGAAUUUUACAGAAAUAAUGUCAAAGAAUAUGGAUCGUUCCAGAAAAGAAGCAGAAUUUGCUCUAGCUGCACUGAUGGAAAUACCAUCCCAGUACAAAGCAACACUAGAGCUUAAUAUAUUGGGUGCCAGUAGGGGGAAUGCUAUAGACAGGGUUCCUCUUCCCCCACCCAUGUAUGGUACAGCUCCCUUCAACACCAGAAAGCCUUCACAGUCAAGCAGUUUUCAUUCAAGUGCACGUUCUUCUGGUGUAAAUGAAACUGUUGGUGUCUCAGCUCCUCCAAGUUAUGCUUCUGAUAAUCACGUUUGUCCCAUUUGCCUUAUCAAUCCAAAAGACAUGGCCUUUGGUUGUGGACAUCAGACAUGUUGUGACUGCGGAGAAGAUCUUGAGUUAUGCCCCAUUUGCCGGAGCACCAUCCAGACCAGAAUAAGGCUCUAUUAACUGGGAGCUAAAGUUGAGGUUGGCCUCAACUUUAGCUUCCAGACUUUUCUGGUCUCUUUGCUGUUUGAGAGUUGGUGGUGGAUUUAAUCGGAUGCAAUGUCAGAUCUCGUAAAAUUAGAGGCAAGGGGUUACUCAUCAGAUCUUGUGCCUUGUAUAUUUUGUGUUCUUAUUAAUUCAUAAGAAUUUUUUGUGUCCUUUUAAUUCCUAAGGUUCAUUUCAAACAUUUAUAGGACCUGGUUAUAGUUAAUCAAAAUUGCCGCACUUAGGUGCUCUACCAUGGUUUGAGUUUAAUCUUGUUGUCAUUGUAGUAAAUUUUUUCAUCACUUUGUUCCAAAUUUAGUUUACUGUAUAAAAAUAAUUUUCUUUCUCAGUCA
This is a messenger RNA of Quercus robur (English oak), 1928 nucleotides long. RefSeq names its product E3 ubiquitin-protein ligase RGLG2-like. The transcript is spliced from 12 exons. Lineage: Eukaryota; Viridiplantae; Streptophyta; Magnoliopsida; Fagales; Fagaceae. The record is from RefSeq and is a predicted model, not a curated record. Bases 241 to 1554 code for a protein of 437 amino acids.